Messenger RNA from Abrus precatorius (Indian licorice), 2150 nucleotides. Its product is annotated as sorting nexin 2B-like. The transcript has 6 exons. The record is from RefSeq and is a predicted model, not a curated record. Gene Ontology annotation, molecular function: phosphatidylinositol binding. The coding region runs from base 239 to 1969 and encodes 576 amino acids. NCBI's taxonomy places the organism in Eukaryota, Viridiplantae, Streptophyta, Magnoliopsida, Fabales, Fabaceae.
CAUCUGGUCCCUGCAUGGUCGUCUUCAACCUCACCAUCCCAAAACAUUACACCUAAGCGCACGUUAGCCCAGACCACCAACACCUGCCGCACACUGGCACUGCCAAAUCAAAUCCCUAAUGCGAAUCCCCAAAUCAAUUUCUCUCUAACUACCACUCAUCCCUCGAGCUUGCUGAUUAAACAAGCAAGCUCUUACACUUUCCACUUCCGAUUCCAAUUCUCGCCACCACAGAACCACAAUGAUGGGUUCCGAGAACCAGAGCUUACAGGAACACCCUCUCUCUGCAUCAAGAGAAGAAAUGGAAAACCUCGUUCUCCACGACGAUGAUCCUUUGAGCACCAAAUCGUACUCCAAUUACCGCAGCGCCAUGUCCACGCUCUCCGAAUCUCACCACCCUCUCUCGCCGUCGAUCGUCGCUACCCCCGCCGAGUCCGAUCCUCUCCUGUUUCCGACGCAGCAUUAUCGCGAUUCACCAAACCCUAACUCCUCCGACACUUCCUCUUACAUCGACCCUCCCUCUUAUGCUGACGCCGUUUUCACCCCCUUUGAUGGCGAAACUAACGGUGUCGAUAGCCCUACACGCAGUUCCGAUGGACUCUCCUUUUCUCUCUCGCGAUCUUCGUCUUCUAGUUCGGAGUAUUUGAAGAUAACCGUUUCGAACCCCGUCAAGGAGCAAGAAAACUCGAAUUCGAUUGUUCCCGGUAGCAAUAGCUACGUCACCUAUUUGAUUACCUCGAGAACGAACAUCGCAGAGUUCGGAGGUUCCGAAUUCAGCGUUCGGAGAAGGUUUCGUGACAUUGUGACGCUUUCUGAUCGAUUGGCGGAGGCGUAUCGAGGGUUUUUCAUUCCGCCGAGGCCGGAUAAGAGCAUAGUGGAGAGCCAGGUGAUGCAGAAGCAGGAAUUUGUGGAGCAGAGGAGGGUGGCGUUGGAGAAGUAUCUGCGACGAUUGGCGGCGCAUCCGGUGAUCAAGAAGAGUGAUGAGUUGAGGGUGUUUUUGCAGGUUCAGGGGAGGCUUCCGCUGCCGGCGACUACCGACGUGGCGUCCAGGGUGUUGGACGGCGCAGCGAAGCUUCCCAAACAGUUGAUGGGGGAGAGUGUGAUUGCUCCGCACGAGGUUGUGCAGCCGGCGAAAGGGGGAAGGGAUUUGAUGAGGUUGUUCAAGGAGUUGAAGCAGUCUAUGGCCAAUGACUGGGGAGGUUCCAAGCCUGCAGUUGUGGAGGAAGACAAGGAGUUCAUGGAAAAGAAGGAAAGAAUUCAUGAGCUUGAACAGCAAAUCAAUAGUGCUUCUCAGCAGGCCGAAUCCCUUGUCAAAGCACAGCAAGAUAUGGGAGAGACAAUGGGUGAAUUAGGUCUGGCAUUUAUUAAAUUGACAAAAUUUGAGAAUGAGGAGGCUGUCUUGAAUUCUCAGAGGGUACGAGCUGCCGAAAUGAAAGGUGUAGCGACGGCAGCUGUUAAAGCUAGCAGAUUAUUUCGAGAAUUAAAUGCUCAGACUGUGAAGCAUUUGCAGGAUACACUUCAUGAAUAUCUUGGAUUAAUGCUAGCUGUUCAUAGUGCAUUCUCGGAUCGCUCAAGUGCACUGUUGACAGUGCAGACUCUUCUAUCAGAAUUAUCUUCUUUGCAGUCAAGAGCUGAAAAACUUGAAGCGGCAUCAUCUAAAAUUUUUGGGGCUGACAAAUCGAGGACUCGUAAGUUGGAGGAGUUACAAGAAACCAUAAGAGUCACUGAAGAUGCCAAGAAUGUUGCAAUUAGAGAAUAUGAGCGGAUCAAGGAAAACAAUAGGAGUGAACUUGAAAGGCUUGAUAAAGAAAGGCAGGAUGACUUCUUAAACAUGUUGAAAGGAUUUGUAGUUAAUCAGGGAGAGGGAUGCAUGAUGAAAGGGAAAAUAAGAGUUGGGUAUGCUGAGAAAAUAGCAAAUGUUUGGACAAAAGUUGUUGAAGAGACCCGCGGGUAUGUGAAUGAAAGCACUUGAUCUAUGGCUGUAAAUUUAAAUCUUCAUAUUUUUUCAUUGAUGUGCCACUCUCGGGAAUAUGUCUGUAGUUCUGACAAUAAACUAACGAAACCACUUUGUGGGGUUCUUAAGCUCUUUCUCAAACUUGUACCUCUGAGAACAUUUCUUAUACAUCAUUGAAAGCAUACUUGCUGUUGUACAU